AUGGCUCUCGCCGUCGCCGUUUACUCCCUGUCGACCCAUGCUGCUCAAGACAUUGCGCCGAAUAUGACGGAAUGUCUUCCAUCUUGCGCUAGACAGUACAGAAGUCUUUCUGGGAUUGUUCUGAGCUGUCUCACUACAAUCUUUUUAUGCAUCUGGGUGUCGCUCCAUCUCAAUGUUCCCGAGCCUGUGGACACCAGGGGAUUGGGCCGACUCAAGCGAUUCAAAGUCUGGUUCAGGUCGUUUAUUAGAUGCACCGUUGUUCCUAUCUUCGUGACACUGGUGUUCCCAGAAUGGGUUCUGGGUAUUGCAGUUCUCCAGUUCGCCAAAGCCACUCAACUGGCUAAGAAGAUCGGCGGGACUCGCCAACAAGGAUUCUUUAUCAUAAUGGGUGGCUUUCAUCUGUUUAGACGACACCCGGGGUCUUCAAAAAAUCCAAUCAGCACUAUAAUACAGGGCGAAGAAGAAGCACACCCACUGGUCAAUAUAUCGGAGACUGAAGGCGGUAAGGCUGACAAUGCGCCGAAUAGCAAGGCAAUCCGUCUACUCGAAGAGGAGAUUGGAGAGCCUGUUCAUCCUCUCGAUGAAUUUGAUAUCUGUCGGCUUAUCGACGCCGGUCAACUCCACUUCCCUCCUUCUGCCGAGCUACAGGACAGGUGCAAAAGCGACGAACUCGCAAAGUUCCUCGUGAUAGUCCAAACGCUCUGGUUCAUCGUUCAGUGUGUUGCUCGGAAAGUCAACAAGCUCCCACUUACUGAGCUCGAGGUCAUUACGCUCGGUUAUACUCUACUCACGGUGUCAAUGUACAUUGCAUGGUGGGACAAGCCCUACCGGGUGACGUUCCCAAUACGUGUGUAUGCAACGCUCCCCGGACGUACAAAAGAACAAGAAGAGAUAAAGUGGAAUAUGGAGAGGUAUUCAUUUCGGGACAUGGCCUUUGGGUAUGCCACAGGCACUCAGGAUGAUGCCGUCGACCUACGGAGUGUCAGAGAAAUUCCCAUGUUUUCCUCUGGGUACAUAAAGAAUAAAGGUCUCACCGAGUUUGUCGGGAUUCUGACCACAGUCAUUGUUGGGAUGGUCUUUGGUGCUGUCCACUUUCUUGCGUGGUCGUCGCCCUUUCCAUCUCACCAUAUGCAGUUCCUCUGGCGAUUCGCCACAAUUGUGAUGACUGCAGUUCCACCUGCUGCAGUUAUACUCUUCAUGUUUACUGCGGUAAUCGAAGGGUGCUUCUCCCCGGAUAAGUCGAUCCUUUACUUCCUACUUCUAUUGACGCCAUUAUACUUUGUUGGGAGAGGGAUAACGAUUGUGCUUGCGCUAGUGACGCUCGCAUCACUCCCACUCGAGGCAUAUCGAGACGUUGAGUGGUCCGACUUGUUUCCCCACAUCUAG
This is a messenger RNA of Serendipita indica DSM 11827, 1386 nucleotides long. The record is from the annotation of a GenBank genome assembly. Lineage: Eukaryota; Fungi; Basidiomycota; Agaricomycetes; Sebacinales; Serendipitaceae.